AUGGCGGAUCCUCCAUCAACGGAGGCCCCUAUGCUUCCAGCCCUUGAUUUCGAACCAUCGCUUGGACGCAGCACGCACGAACUCGCUGUCUCCGCGUCCACCUCGUUUGUCCCUCCCGGUGUUGAGACUGACGGCCGCAUACCUGUCUCUAUCGGGACCAUCGAGCACACGACUGCCCACAAGCGGGCAGGAACUUCUUUGCUGGACGCAGUUAUGGAUGCGGGCAACGCAUACGCACUUCCCGCGGCUCGUAGCGAUGUCCUGGAUACGGUGUUCCCCGACGCGCCUCAGGGAAACGUUAUCGCGCAUCCAGAGCCGGCAUACACCGGUACCUUCGAGGAUCGGUCGCGCCCGAAACCAUUGGCACGUUUGCAAGACGGAGGGGCAUCACGCGCGAAGGUGGCUGCUGCGCAGGCUCUCAGCAUUUAA
Molecule: messenger RNA, 429 nt
Organism: Peniophora sp. CBMAI 1063
Lineage: Eukaryota; Fungi; Basidiomycota; Agaricomycetes; Russulales; Peniophoraceae
Source: the annotation of a GenBank genome assembly